AUGAGUGGCGAAUGGAACGAGUACAAUGAUUCGUCUGUCUCACGACCAAUUGAUCCCCAAAGUGUGGUGACUCCCGCCGCCUAUCUAUUGUUCUACCGUCGCCGUUCUGACCGCCCGCUGGGCGGAAAGGUCUUGGAAGAAAUCACCGAGUCGUCGACUCGACCAGCCAGCGAGGACAACUCCCCGGCUGGGUCCCGUGGGCAGUCGCCUUCGGGGGACGGGCGGCGUCUCGGCGGCUCCUCCCGCAAUGGGUCGUCGAGCGCCUUAGCCGGAGUCGGAGCAGCUCACCAAGCGGGAGAUGGUGGUUUGCGAACCGGAAUCCGGGCGAGGAACGAGGACAGUGAUGACGACGAUGAUGAGUCGCCUCCCGUCUAUUCAGACAGCCCAGCCGCUGGCGAGCAGAGCCUUGCGAAAGCAAACCGACUGGAAGGUAUGAGCUUUGAUGAAGACGAGUUCGGCGAUGGAGCCUAUGCCAACCCGCUCCCCUACUCAAGCCAGCCCACGUGGUCCUUCGACCGAGUCACAGAUGCUCAUGGCCUUUCACAGAUGACCACAGUACCUCCGGGAUCCAUCUCUGAUGACGAGGAUUUGUUCGACGACGAUGCCAGCAACAAAGCGGUGGGCGGGGGAGAUCUCAGCGACUCCGACUUGCGCCUCGCCGCAUUGACCGGAAGUCCAGUCGGUCAGGGAGUAUUCCCAGGCACGCCCAUGGAGGAGGAAGCUCCGAUCCAGGACAUCCCUCCGCCACUAGACGGCGAUGACGAUGAAGAUUUACCCGUGGUGGAGCUACGAGUGAAUGAUGAAGACCGGAUCGUCUCGGACUGA
This is a messenger RNA of Aspergillus thermomutatus, 825 nucleotides long. RefSeq names its product putative ubiquitin-specific protease UBP12. The transcript has 2 exons. Lineage: Eukaryota; Fungi; Ascomycota; Eurotiomycetes; Eurotiales; Aspergillaceae. The coding region runs from base 1 to 825 and encodes 274 amino acids. The record is from RefSeq and is a predicted model, not a curated record.